Saxophila tyrrhenica is the source of this 297-nucleotide messenger RNA. RefSeq names its product 39S ribosomal protein L44, mitochondrial (gene MRPL44). Lineage: Eukaryota; Fungi; Ascomycota; Dothideomycetes; Mycosphaerellales; Extremaceae. Gene Ontology annotation, molecular function: structural constituent of ribosome. The record is from RefSeq and is a predicted model, not a curated record. Gene Ontology annotation, cellular component: mitochondrial large ribosomal subunit. The transcript has 2 exons. The coding region runs from base 1 to 297 and encodes 98 amino acids.
AUGCUCACCAAGUACAUCACAUCCGUGAGCGCCAAAUUCUCGCCCUUCAAUAGCCGCUCAGGCAAGACGGCGCGCAACUUCCUCGCACUCCUCCCGCCCAACGCGCGAUCGACAAUGGCGAUCGACGUCCAGAUGCUGGGUCAGAACGCUGCAGCGACUCCGGCAAGCCUGGCUCUGAAAUUCAAGGACGGGAAGGAGAUGAGUCUGGACCUCGAGAAGAUGAAGAUCAAAGAAAUACAGGUCGAGGUGGAUCGGCAUUCCAGAGUACUCAGGCGCAAGGAAGAACUCGCUGGCUGA